Molecule: messenger RNA, 1024 nt
Organism: Soboliphyme baturini
Lineage: Eukaryota; Metazoa; Nematoda; Enoplea; Dioctophymatida; Soboliphymatidae
Source: the annotation of a GenBank genome assembly
ACUUGCUUUACCUCAGCAGCAAAAGUCUGAACCUCCGGGACAUGACGGACAACAAAAGCGCCGUUGUGACUGCUAGUCGAGCCGUGUUUCUGGAAGAUUCAGCGAAUCAUCGAGCCCCGGCAGUCGUUGUUGGUUUCGAGAUGCUGUAUCUGAGCUUUGAGGAGAUGAUGCUCAACGCCAGCAACAAGGUUUGCCGGCCUGGCAGUUCUAUACGCUGUUAUCUGCUGGACGAGCACGGAUACGUAAUAUACGCCUCACCUCCUCAGGACAUACGAGAGGAAAUGUUCUAUCUUCGUAGUUUCUUCGGUCGUCUCAGCCUUGAGCAUACUGUUAACGGGGGCGUCGAAAGGUUUUUGAUGAAAAAGCUUGUAGACAAAUACGUGUACAAAGAAGUGACUUUCGUGGAUUUUCAGGCAUUGUGCCUCGAAUUGCAUCUGCCUAGCUUCUCGAAGCGACUGAUGAAUCCUUUUCUUUCACUAGUGAAAUUGCUGUUUUGGUGUUCGAAAGCGUUAUAUAACACCAUUAUCCAAUGCAGCUUUUGGAGUCUGAUCUCUGGCUUGAUCGCUCGCAUUAAUGGUUACACUCCGACGUUUCAUGACAUUCACGAGGGGUUGGCGUGCGACAAGGCUUCUUCGUUCUACCUGCUAAACAAGGAUUUUCGCGGUCCAGUUACCUUGUCAGAAGACAAGGUGUUGUGCACUGGGUUGAAUUUCAAGGAGACUUCUUACCAGAAGAAGAUAUCAUGCAACUUGAAAGCGUACGCUGUCAGGAUCAAAAAGACUAACCUGGUGUUGGUCGUCUACAACUCUGACAAUGGUCGAUGUGACGAUGACCUGUGCAAGUUGCACUUCAUGCGAAGCACGGUACCAUUCGAAUUCACCGUCCUCGCUUAUGCGACCGACAAGCUUGUUCAUUCCUCUGGUUGCAAAACUAUUUCUGCCCGGUACAGAAGGUCGCCAUCGGUCUGUUACGCGAUUGAUGAUCACGUAAGCUGUUCGAAGUGUUGCUCAGUCUCAUUAUAAUA